AUCGUACGCAGGCAGAUGACGCGUGACAUGGCCGCAGCUGGCACUGGUGCGGGUGAAAGUAGGUAGUAGGUAGCAAGUGUAGGAAGUGGUGCUGGCAGGGCGCGCAGUGCUGUCGAGCUUGGGCCAUGGAUUAGACCCAUUGUCAUUGCUUAUUGUAGGGUGGUGCGGGCUGGGCGGUGGUUGUCAGCCAAUAAACUGGCCAAGGGAGCGCUGAUGCCGGAGUAUGACAGCUGCCACAAUGUCGGAAGAAGGGGUACGUCUGAUGAAUGUUCAGCAUCCAAAAUCUCCCCGCGGUUACGAGAACGCCGUAAAACGACUUCCAACGCAGGGAGCUUACAAGACUGAGCUCUGCAACAAGUUUGAAACUGCAGGCGUAUGUCCUUACGGGGGUGCUUGCCAGUUUGCCCAUGGACUGGAAGAGCUGCGGCCAGUAAUCAGGCCUCCGUCCUUCAAGACCAAGCAGUGCGAGUGGCUUGCAUCCGGUCGGGAGUGUCCUUACGGCAGGCGCUGUCACUUCAAACAUCCCACCGAUGAAACCCUGCCCCUUACCAGCCUGCACGUCAGGGCCAAGAGUUGGGACGCCGCCGUGCCAGUGUCCCCCAAAAGUUUCAGAGAACUGGGCACCUCAAACCUAGGCAAAAAGGUGCUCUUCUCAUGGGAGAGCCCGGAGAGUGACCGCUUUGCAUCAGGUUUGCCGACGUUCAACAAAUCGUUGAGCAGCGAGCGGGUCAAGUUUGUCAACAACUGGCCGUCUUCGGCGCUCCCUUCCGAUGGGCAACUCGCAGCCCUGCAAGCGGGGAGACGCCUGUCUGCUGGGGCAAUUCCUCUGCCGCAGGCCUUGCACCACGACCCGCCGUCGCCUGCUGACCUGUCGAUCGGAUUGAGCAGGCUGUCCCUUAGCAGCCGUGCGGACCCCUUGGCACGCCUCUUGAUUCCUCAGCCGAUGCCAGGAUCGCCGUCCGACCACAGUGACAGCGAGCAUAGUUCCCCGUCCAAAAGUCAGGGCUUUGCACCACAUUUGGGAGUAGAGCUUAGUAGCCCUAGGAAAGGUCCCCACUCGCCCCGCACCACACUAACCUGUAAAACAAGCUUCGAAGGGAGCCCCCGAGCAUUUGACGCACACCGCCCGCUGCAUUUAGAGCCAUCCUCGCCCCUCCACCAUUCCCCGUAUGGCCGGGGACCCCUCUCAUUCACAGAGGGGCUCAGCCCUACCAGGGCGCAAGCAGAACUGACGGACGCUUUCAAGAGGGUGAAAGCAUCAGGGAGUUCGUACAGCGAACGCUUGGCACAACUGCAGUUCAUUUUGGACGCUCUUACUAGGCGGGGUCUGCUGGGGACAGAGCUGCAUGUACGGGUACUUGAAACCAUGGCCAGAGACGCUGUCCAGCAUGCGGACUGGAACUGGUUCUCACAGUGCCGAGCGCAGCUUACUAGGCUGCCAGCGGAGGUGGUGUGGAGCCGUGACGAGUUCACGGCCUACCUCAUCCUUCAGUCUUACCUAAGUGGCGCCCUGCCAGUGGAAAAUCUGGCGGCUCUGGAGGACAGGUAUCCUGUGGAAAGCCAGGGACCCAUCGUGCAUGCACUGGCAGUGUGCAAGGCAGUCGCGGCUGGAGACUUUCUUAGCUUCUUCAGUCUCCGAGAAGCAGCGCCAAAUUUGAACGGCAUCAUCAUGGAUGCUGUGGCCAAUCAAAUGAGGAACGUGGGGAUAAGAGACAUUCUGGCCGCCGCCGCAGAGCACGAGCUCGCAGUCGACCAAAUGGCGGACCUCUUGGGCUUCCGAGGUAACACCGCUGCCUUUGCUGACUGGAUGGAAGCAGAAGGGUUUGCUGCCCGCUGAGGCUCCCGCUCGGUGCUUUCAUGGUGUAAUGAAUCGCGAAUAUCAGGGAAAUUAACGCCAGAUUAGAGAUAUUUAUGGUCUACAUCUAGUAGAUCAGCGUCACAGAUCAGGUCGAUAAGUUAAUAUUGAGUGGGAGAAUUGUAUUGUCAACGAGUUCUCUUAGAGUCCUUAGAAUAUUGCUAGCUGUGCCUCAGGUGUGCCCAAUUCAAUUCAGCUAUAAUCAGCUUAUAGUAAUCAAGGAACUGCAGUUUUGAGCUCGACUUGUCUGUAGCAAGAAGGUAUAUGUGCUUGCCUGUCUAAAGUAGCUGUCAAGAGGUACAUACAAUUGACGGUGCGCAUGUUGUAUUUGAUCUAUGGUGGUCAAAAACGUUAGUUUAGAAGCAUAGCCUUGUCCAUAGCCGUUUUUGCUGUCCAUCCUACUUGGAUUGAUGGUGCUCGA
Klebsormidium nitens is the source of this 2276-nucleotide messenger RNA. The record is from the annotation of a GenBank genome assembly. Lineage: Eukaryota; Viridiplantae; Streptophyta; Klebsormidiophyceae; Klebsormidiales; Klebsormidiaceae.